This is a messenger RNA of Drosophila navojoa, 1142 nucleotides long. RefSeq lists its product as uncharacterized. The record is from RefSeq and is a predicted model, not a curated record. NCBI's taxonomy places the organism in Eukaryota, Metazoa, Arthropoda, Insecta, Diptera, Drosophilidae.
CGAUCGGCGUAUAUAAGCGUGCGACAGCUGGAAGAUGGUCAUCAGUUGCCUGCCUCUUCGGUUGCAUUCUUCAGCUACGUGAAGUUCCACAGAUUUCGCCCAAGCAAGAAACUUCCAGCAAUGAAGAUCUUUGUGUGUUUGUUUGCCGCUCUUGUUGCCACCUGCUCCGCAGGCAUCAUUGGCGGAGGUGGCGGCGGUGGCGGCGGUGGCGGUUACAGUUAUGGCAUCGGCAGCAGCGGCGGUGGCCAUGGACACGCCGAGGUGAGCACUGUCAAGGUCAUCCAUGAAGGCAGCCACGGCGGUCAUGGUGGCUUUGUGCACGGCGGACACGGCGGACACGGCGGCCACCAUCAGGAGGUGAAGACCAUCAAGGUGAUCCACCAGGAAGCACCAGAGGCACCAGCUAUCCACCACGGCUUCUCUCAUGGCGGCGGCUUCGGUGGUCACCAGGAGGUCAAGACUGUGAAGGUCAUUCACCAGGAUGGCGGCUUGGCUCUGGGCGGCGGUGGCUACGCUGGCGGCUUCUCCCAUGGCGGCGGACAUGGCCACCAGGAGGUGAAGACCGUUAAGGUCAUCCAUGAGGAGGCACCGGCUGUGCAUCAUGGCUUCUCUCACGGCGGCGGCGGCUUCGGCGGCCACCAGGAGGUCAAGACUGUGAAGGUCAUUCACCAGGGCGGCAGCGGCUACGCUGGCGGCUUCUCCCAUGGCAGCGGACAUGGCCACCAGGAGGUGAAGACCGUCAAGGUAAUCCACGAGGAGGCACCAGCUAUUCACCACGGCUUCUCUCAUGGCGGCGGCUUCGGUGGCCACCAGGAGGUCAAGACUGUGAAGGUCAUCCAUCAGGGCAGCGGCUAUGCUGGCGGCUUCUCCCAUGGCAGCAGUCACGACAUCGGCCACGUCCACCAGGAGGUGAAGACCGUCAAGGUCAUUCACGAAGAGGCCGCCCCAGCGCCCAUUGCCGUCCACAACGAGUAUCUGCCCCCAGUUGUCUCGGCUCCUCAGCCCGGCUACCUGCCCCCAGUUGGCGCCUGGAAAUAAUCUCCUCAACUGUGCCCAGUUGAUCUGUGAUUCGAACUGUGUCAUAGCUGUGACCUCCUUUGUUAAAUAGUUUUAGUAACAUCCCCAUUUUUUUUCCAUUAGCU